UAUAAAAUGCAGAAUACAAACAAAAAAGGACAAGCAUCAAAUCGAUAUGAUACAUCCAUAUCAAUUAAUAAACACAAUUAUGCUCAUUCUAAAUAGUAUUAGGAAUAUUAGUUGAGAAUUAAAACCUCAUUUAUUUUAGGUUACAAAGGUAACAAUUAAAUAAAUACGAAGUAUUUGUUAGAUUCGGGUUUAUUAUGGGCUUCCAACUUAAAACCAAUUGUCAAUUAGUGGAUUGAUCCUAACCUUUUAUAUAUUAGUUAAUGUCCCAUUGAAUUUCCAAUGUGAUAUUACUUUAUCUAUGAUACCUCUUCUCGAGAUGAUGACUCUUUUCGACCAGAAAUCCCUGAACUUUAAGACAGUUAUACUCGGUCGAGCGAGUUAAUUACUACCUUUAUACCCGGUUGAGAAGAGUUAUUUUAAUUAAGAGUUUAAUGUAUAUUAGGAUAUGGACUCUGAUACCAUGUUAGAUUCGAGUUUAUUGUGGGCUUCCAACUUAAAAUCAGUUGACAAUUAGUGGAUUGAUCUUAAUAGUAUUUAUUAGCAGUUAGUCUUAACUAAUCUUUUGUUAGCAAUAUUUUUUAUCAUAAUUAACAUAAUCCUUAUUGGUACACUAUCGACAUUAUCAGCUACUACUAUCACUGGUCAAACAACACAGACCAACGACCAAUCGUUAUUAUAUGACUCGCGUUAAGUUCAAGAGGUCUCGAUGGUUUACAUAUAUAUAUAUUAUAAAGAUUCCAUGAGAGCCAAUAAUACGAAUUGAAAAUGAAAAAAAAUCAUUCUCAAUUUUGUAAAGAAAAAUAAAACAAAAAGGAGAAAAUGAUCAUUAAAAAGACAAAAAAAGAGAGGGCAUGCCAUCUGUUAUAUGUAGCCGUUGCACCUUCCUCUCCGUUUUAAAUACUCAAGUCAUAACAUUUCCUCAUACGCUCCAAUAUUGAAGUCUUUAAUUUUCUUGAUGCGAUGGUGAGAUCAAUCCAAGAAGGAGGAGUCUUGAUGAUGUCUUCAUCCUCUUCCUCCACAACCACAACCACAAGCAACAACGGAACCGACUCCGACGAUUCUCUCAGCCCCUCCUCCGCCUCUUCCAAAAGCUUCGUCCUCACCACUCUCCCUCCCCCCAUCACCGGCGCGUACAAGCCACUCGCCGUCCUCUCCGCUCACGUCGGCUCCGUUUCGUCUUUAGCUCUCUGCGGCGAGUUCUUGCUGAGCGCGUCUCAGGGGAAAGACAUCAUCGUCUGGCAACAGCCAGAUCUCAAGAUCUUUACCAAAUUCGGACAAGGAGACGGGUCCGUGAAGGCUUUGGUCAGCGUGGGAAGCAAAGUGUUCACGGCGCAUCAAGACAGCAGGAUCAGAGUCUGGAAAGUGUCACGGAGAAGCUCCGAGAACGCUUUCAGGCUCGUCGACUCGCUUCCCACGACGAAAGAUUACUUGGGGAAGUUUAUGAAACAGAGCAACUACGUUCAGACGAGGAGGAACCAUAAGAGGCUCUGGAUCGAACACGCCGAUAGCAUCUCGUGCCUUGCGGUACACGCAGGGAUAAUCUACUCAGGGUCGUGGGAUAAGACUCUUAAAGUGUGGAGAUUGUCGGAUCUUAAGUGUCUUGAGUCGAUCAAGGCACAUGACGAUGCUAUUAACGGUCUUGUUGCCGGAGAAGGCAGAGUAUACUCUGCUUCUGCGGACGGGAAGAUCAAGAUUUGGGGGAAAGAGAAGAGGAAGAAAGCUGAUUCGUGGUCACAUGUUCUGAAGGCGACACUGGAGGGUCAUGCGGAGGUUUCGGUGAACUCGGUGGUGGUUUCCGGCGAGGGGAGGUGGGUAUACGGAGGAGGGUCAGAUGGGUUUGUGAUGGGGUGGGAGAGGAGUGAGAAAGGAGGAGACUUUGAGGAAUGGAGAUUAGGGUUUGAGAUGAGAGGACAUAAGAUGGCAGUUCUGUGUAUGUGUGUGGUUGGGGAAAUGGUGUGUAGUGGAUCGGCUGAUAAGAGCAUUGGGCUGUGGAAGAGAGAAGAGAGUGGCAGGCUCUGUAAAUUUGGGGUCAUUCAAGGGCAUGAAGGUCCUGUCAAAUGCUUGCAAGCUUCUCCCAAUAAUGUUGGUGCUGGAUUCAUGCUUUACAGUGGAAGUCUUGAUAAGAGCAUAAGGGUUUGGUGGGUUUCAAAACAAGACUGUGUAGAAGAAGAGAAGAAGAAAACAAGUUUUAGGACAUUGUUGAUGCAACAGGGAUGAGUAGAAAGAUGUUAAUAUUUGGUGUUCCUUUUUUUGUGGGUUUUCAUAUACGUUUUGGUUUAUAUUUGUAAUUUGUUAUUCAAUUUGUAAAGUUUUUUUUCCAAGAUAUAAAUGAUAUUAAUUCGUUUUGAUAGA
Molecule: messenger RNA, 2352 nt
Organism: Brassica napus (rape)
Lineage: Eukaryota; Viridiplantae; Streptophyta; Magnoliopsida; Brassicales; Brassicaceae
Product: protein JINGUBANG-like
Exons: 1
Coding region: 961-2217 (418 amino acids)
Molecular function (GO): protein binding
Source: RefSeq, a predicted model, not a curated record